UAUACCCGAUUCAUUGCGCUCUUGCUGUCUUCAUACAAAGAGCGAUACCAUUUGGCAAGUAUCACCAGUGUGUCAGUUCGGGUAGAAUCUUCAGCUCUGCAUGGCUUACCCAAACAUCGAAGAUGACAGUCUACACUAAUCAUUUAGAGAUUUAUUGUGCGUGAAAGACUUUCGUUUCGUUUCGGAUUUAUAAAUUUUGUUUUCAUGGAAAAAUAUUUGAUUCGGCAGUGGAGAUACAGGUACCACCUUCGUUAUUCCUUGGUGCAGCUCGUGAUGGCUAGCCUUCUCCUCAUUACGUUGUUCCCAAUCUUGUGUGGCGUGACAGCGGGAAGUCGGUAUUAUUAUCCCGGCUGUAGAAACUCUGUCACAGCUGUUCCCAGCAUGGGAGAAAACUGCUCGGCCAUCCUCUGCUCCCAGCGCUACCGACCGGUCUGCGGCAGCGACGGAGAGGAGUACCUCAAUGACUGCAUCCUCUGUAAGACCGCAUGCAGCAACAAGGACCUGCACAAGGCCUGCGACGGGUUCUGCCCGUGUGGACAGAGGGGGACAGCGGGCGCGGCGGCGUCUAGCCUCGUGCCGGUGCCGGAUCCCACCCCCGGUGCCGGUGUCGUUCCUGGUGGCUUCUGCCUCGGAAAAGGACCGUGUCCUUAACAGCCAGUAUACUCCCUUAUGAAAUUGUACAACUCUGGAUCCUUCUGUCUCUACUGAAGUGAGAAAUUAAGUCGGGAAUGAUCUGAUCUCAACUGGGGGAGUGGUUUACUCUUCUUGGAGUAUCCCGAGAAUCUAUGUCCCAGUUUUAUUGAAACAACAUGACCCUUGCUCCCAAUGGCUAUUUUGCAUGACUGUAAUACUUCUAAAAAAUCGUGAACUUCAAUACUUUCUUUACAUUGGCCUACCAACAAUUCCUCAAGAAGUAUGGGCUGAAUUUUGUUGUUUUUAUUUCCUAUUGAAAAAAAAUAUAAUUCCCCAAAAUUUAAAAGAUAACUGAUUCCCAUGCAAGGUAUCUAAAUUCUCGAAAAUAGUGGAAAUUCAUCAAUUAAAGGAAAAGAAAACAUGAUGAGGGAAAUGCUUAUUCUGGUAUCACCUUUAAAUUGACGAAUGUAAAUAUUGGUUUUACAUGUAUAGCAGAAUGGGCCUGCGUCCACUGUGUGGAUUUGUGUGGAUUUUAUUCUUAUGUAAUAGCCUACUAUCGUUCAAUGUUUUAUGAUACAAGUUGUUCUUUUGUCUUGUCUGAAUAUCUAAAUAAGAAAUAUUAUAAGCUCCCCGGGAGUUAAAUUGAA
Messenger RNA from Acanthaster planci (crown-of-thorns starfish), 1280 nucleotides. RefSeq lists its product as uncharacterized. Gene Ontology annotation, molecular function: protein binding. The record is from RefSeq and is a predicted model, not a curated record. NCBI's taxonomy places the organism in Eukaryota, Metazoa, Echinodermata, Asteroidea, Valvatida, Acanthasteridae.